This is a messenger RNA of Polistes dominula (European paper wasp), 2421 nucleotides long. RefSeq names its product BBSome complex member BBS2. Gene Ontology annotation, biological process: non-motile cilium assembly. The record is from RefSeq and is a predicted model, not a curated record. Lineage: Eukaryota; Metazoa; Arthropoda; Insecta; Hymenoptera; Vespidae. Gene Ontology annotation, cellular component: ciliary basal body; BBSome; neuron projection.
GUUAUAUACCAUAAAAGAUUUGCAUAAAUUACAUAAUACAAAAUAUCGUAAAAAUAUAAUAGUUCUUUUUCUUACUAAGAAAACAAAGAUUACCUGUGGUACGAAUCAUUUACAAACUCAACUUGUGUAUAGGAAGUGUAUCAUAUAAUAUGGCAGAAGAAAUCAAUACACUGUUAGUCUAUCUCUAGCAGCAGUAGUAAUAUAAGGAGUUAUUUAUUUAAACCUUUAUACAUUUAAUUGAUAAUAUUGUUCAAUGGCUGCAUUUUCAUUAAAUAUUCAAAAACACAUAGAAUUAGGUCUUGUAGCUAGUGGAAAAUUUGAUGGUUCUCAUGCUUGUUUAGUAGCUGUUACCUCUGGAGGAAAUGUUUUAGUACACAGUCCUCAUAGACAACCUCAAAUUAAGAACAAUGAUUCUGAACAACCAGAUGGAAGAUUAUCUUGGAGUGGAGAACUUGCUGAAUUGCAAAUUGGUAGUCAGGUAACAGCAGUAUGCACUGGGCAUUUUGGAGAAGAUGAAAGAGAUAUUCUUUUAAUAGGAACUGGUACACAUAUUCUUGCUUAUAAUGUAGAAGAUAAUGCUGAUAUUUUUUACAAAGAGAUGUCAGAUGGUGCAUUGUGUAUAACGAUAGGAAAACUUGGAUGGUUAUCUGAUCAAGUAGCAGUAGUUGGUGGAAAUAGUUCAAUAACUGUUUUAGAUUCUAAAGGAAAAGAAAUUUUUUGGACAGUGAUGGGAGAUAUAGUUACUUCUAUUGCAAUAUUUGAUUUUGAAGGCGAUCAUGAGAAUGAAUUACUUAUUGGGACAAAAGAUUUUGAAAUAAAAUUAAUGAAAGAAGAUGCAAUAGUAUGGGAUACGAAAGAAACAGCAUCGAUAACUGCAUUGGCAGGACUUUCAAAUAAACAAUUUGCAUAUGCAGUUGGUAAUGGAACAAUAGGUGUUUAUGAAGUUGGUCAAAGACUUUGGCGAGUUAAAUCUAAACACAGAGCAGUAGCUAUACGAAGUUUUGAUAUAAAUGGAGAUGGUGUAUCAGAACUCAUUACUGGAUGGAGUAGUGGAAAAGUUGAUGCAAGAUCAUGUAAUACUGGAGAUGUCAUAUUUAAAAUACAAUUAUCUACUAGUGUAGCUGGUAUUGUUGAAGCUGAUUAUAGAAGACAAGGUAGACCAGAUUUAGUUGCAGUAUCUAUUUCAGGAGAAGUGCGUGGAUAUGCUUCUGGAACUUCGAUGGAAGCUCCAGAACCUGGUGAAAGAAUGCGUGAAUUAUUAUCUAAGAAACAAGCAUUGCAAAUGGAACUUCGACAAAGAGCUGCAUCAGUUCCAAAUAUGUAUCAUCAUACAAAAUUAGCAGUUAGUUUAAUAUCAGCUAGAGGUGCAGCUCGUCUUGGUGUUGCAGCUGGACCAGGUCUUUUGGUUCAUUGUGCUAUAGUAUUUGCUGAAGGUAUAUUUGAGGGUGAAACACUUGUAGCUCAUCCAAGCAGGCCGCAAGGUGAAUUAGAAAUUGAAUUACGUCCUCCAAAAAAUGGACCUAUUGAUAUUCAUGUAAAAAUUAGUGUUGGUCCACCUGGUGCAGAUUUAUUACAAGUUUUUGAAAUGACAAGACAAUUGCCCAGAUUUUGUAUGUACGAAAUUAUUUUAAAUCCAAAAGAAGUUCCUCAAAUGGAAAUAGAGAGUGGUAUUACUAUAGAGGUUGCUGAGAGAGCACAGCGUAUUGCAUUAUGGUUGAAUCAAAGUCUUCUACUUGCAGAGGAAUUAGAAGUCGCAGAAGAAGGACCAAAUGCUGCAUCUAUUGAACUUUGGCUUCGUGGAUUAAGAGAUAACAAAGUUCAUUGUCUAAAGGCAAAUCCUUUUGGAAAAGUAACAGUACUUACAGAAGACUCGACAUUUGCCGGUGAUAUAGUUCAAUCUUUAGCAAUGUAUUUAGGUCUUAGAGAACUUACUUCAGAAGCCAAAUUUCCAAACGACGAAAGUAAGAUGCUGGAAGCUUUAGAAAGUGUCAAAGGUUUAAAAGAUGUCGAUGCGAAACUUCAAGCGGAAGCUGCUAGCAAUGCUGUUCUUCUUAAAAGCGUUGUCAUUCGUUUAGAAGAUGCACGAAUAUUGCAAAAUGUAGAAGAAAUGAAAAAGAGAUUAUUACAAUUGAAAGCUAUUAACAGUGACCUAAUUAGAAAUCACGAAAUAAGAAUGAACAGUAAUCGAGAUCUUUCAACACAUUUGAAGGAAUUGAAUAUCGGCGUUCAGCGAGUCGCUAAAUUAAGGGUCGGUAAAGCUGCUACAAAUGCAGUUUCACGAUGUAGGACUGCAAUACAGGAUGAAAAUCCAAGGGCGCUUGUUGCAGCAAUGCGAAAUGGUUAAUUCUGAUACCUGAUACAAGAACUAAUAGAUGAUAUCUUUUAAUUUUUUUUUUGCAACAAUAAAAUACAGUCCUCCUA